Phaeodactylum tricornutum CCAP 1055/1 is the source of this 610-nucleotide messenger RNA. Its product is annotated as succinate dehydrogenase cytochrome b subunit. The coding region runs from base 68 to 571 and encodes 167 amino acids. The record is from RefSeq and is a predicted model, not a curated record. Gene Ontology annotation, biological process: mitochondrial electron transport, succinate to ubiquinone; tricarboxylic acid cycle. Gene Ontology annotation, cellular component: membrane. Lineage: Eukaryota; Bacillariophyta; Bacillariophyceae; Surirellales; Neidiaceae. The transcript has 2 exons. Gene Ontology annotation, molecular function: electron transfer activity; succinate dehydrogenase activity.
UCGACCAAACAGCGCACUCAAAAAUUCGAUUCAACUGUUCUCUUAGGAGAUACGAUCUUUUUCCGCAAUGUCUUUGAACGUCCUUUUGAAGCAAUCAUUCCAGAGGGCCGCUCGUUUGCAAGCUACACGGUCCAUGACAAUCCUUUCUAAAUCUAGUGGAGAAGAAUACAAAAAGAUGAAUUAUACUAGCCGUAUGAAGAAUUCCGGACGACCCGUCAGCCCUCACGUUACCGUGUAUAAUUUCCCCAUCGCCGCUGUCGCCAGUAUUACAAAUCGUGUUACUGGGUGCGUCCUAUCGUUUGGCGCGCUGGGUCUCGGAGCCGCUGAGCUUUUAGGAGGUAGCGGAAGUGCCUUGUACAUCAUGCAAUUCGUAGGAUCUCAAGGCAUGCUGAUAUCCGCUGGAUCCAAGUUUGCCAUCUCGUUCCCCAUUGUUUAUCAUUAUGGGGGAGGUUUGAGACACUUGAUGUGGGACCAAUACCCCGAAAUGCUGACAAAUACGGAUGUUGCGAAGAGUUCCUACCAGCUUUUCGCCGGUUCCGCCCUUAUCAGCGGAGCCCUUAUGUUUAUGUAAAAGAAAACGAGAUAUCUAUUUUUACAUGAAUAUCAUUUG